Messenger RNA from Letharia columbiana, 630 nucleotides. RefSeq lists its product as uncharacterized. The transcript has 4 exons. Lineage: Eukaryota; Fungi; Ascomycota; Lecanoromycetes; Lecanorales; Parmeliaceae. The record is from RefSeq and is a predicted model, not a curated record. Bases 1 to 630 code for a protein of 209 amino acids.
AUGCUCGGGUACAUCUUCUUCACCUUCUGGCGGCUGUUCCAGAUCGUCACGCUCAUUCCUACAUUGGGCAUGCUUGCAUACUUCGUCAGUGUCAACCAGAAAGCAAAUCGACUCAGCCCAGCCUCUAUCUUGACCCUCUUCAUCGUCUCCACCCUCGCAGCCGUAUGGGCGAUCGUCACUCUGUUCCGCCGCAAAUCUACCCAAAGAUCCACCCUCUAUGUCGCCUUCGUCGACCUCUGCUUCGUCGGCGCCUUCAUAGCCGGCGUCUACGAACUUCGCGGCAUCGCCAAAGCCAACUGCUCCAGCAUCAGUGAUAGUGGCCCAACAUACCUGAGCGUGGGAACCAAUGGGGUCUCGGGAUCGAGUGGAAUCUCAGCCAGUGUCAAGAGGGGCUGCGCAAUGCAAAAAGCGAGCUUCGCGUUCGGCAUCAUGAACUGCAUCUUCUUCUUCAUCACAUUCAUGAUCUUGCUCUUCAUGCACAGGACCAAGGAUGAUGAUAAUGUGCAGUACAAGACCGAGGUGACUAGGAGGAGGAGGAGUCAUGACUCGAGGCGCGGACAUUCACGCAGCGGUGGUGGCGGAUCAACUCAUCGAAGGAGCUCGAGGGAUAGCAGACGCUACUAUGUCUAA